AGGAGGGCAGGCGCGGGCUGGCCACGUCCCAGCAGUGAUGUCCAUCCCCGUGGGACCAGGGCACUCCAUGGGCAUGCUCUGCAGCACCAAGCAGGCAUCAAGACUGCUUCAUCAGGGCAGAGAGAGGGGACGAUGGCAAGCCUUGUCCUAGGGUUGGGGAUGCAGCAAGAGCCCUGCCAGGAUGGGACCAGUGACCAAUACAACGGGCACUGCAGAGCUGGGUCGGUCCUCACCCUCUGUCCCAGGUCUGCAUCAGGAGCAGCCGCCAAAGAGGUGCCUGGAUCAUCUGGAGAACAUCACCAGCCUCGCCCUGCACCAACACCCUUCGUGCCACUGGAGAUGACGUCCCUGUUUAUCUUUCCUUUGUGGUUCAUUCUUUAGCUGGCAGCAUAGAGGAGUUUCUGGGUUACCUGAUGGUCUCCCCCAGGGCUGGGCAGCUGGAAAGGCUGGUUCUAAGCUUUGGACACAAAUCCCAAGCACAUUUCUCAGAGAGAACAGGCCACAGAGGUGCUGAGGAGAGCAAACGCGGCCCACGGCGGGAUCAGAGAUGUGUGUCCAAGGCCCUGUCUCAGCCCUCCUCCCAUCCUCUGCAGGGAUCGGCGUGGGACUGGUUGGCUUUGGCCUAUUCUUCAUCCUUUUUGGUAUCCUCUUGUACUUUGACUCAGUGCUCCUGGCCUUUGGGAAUAUCCUCUUCCUCUCUGGCUUAGUUUUCAUCAUCGGCUUCAGGAGGACCUUCACGUUCUUCUUCCAGAGGCCAAAGCUGAAAGGCAGCAGCUUCUUCCUUGGGGGGGUCCUCAUCGUCCUCAUGCGGUGGCCCAUCCUGGGCAUGUUGCUGGAGGCUUACGGCUUCAUCACCCUCUUCAGGAGCUUUUUCCCAGUGGCUUUUGCGUUUUUGGGCUCGCUGGCAAACAUCCCCGUGCUGAGCAAGCUCUUGCAGAAGGUGGGAGACAGCAGCACUAUGGUGUAACCUGCGAGAUGGGCCUCAUCGUUGGAGAUGGGAUGGUGCAAGUGAGCCCUGGGUCUGGCUCCCCUGCACUGAGCUGCUGCUUCUCUCAGCCCCAGGACCCUCAGUGCUGGCCUCAGCCACUCCAGCUGCAAGGAUGAUGCCUCACUGCCCCACAGGGCUCCUGUGAGGACCUCCUGAGCAAGGCUCCAGGACCAAAUGCUGUUCCAGACAGGAUUCUGGAAUUUUGAGCAUUAUUUUAUUCUUUUUGUCCUCCCUUUGUUGAAAGAUUUAAUUAAAAAGUGUG
This is a messenger RNA of Cuculus canorus (common cuckoo), 1250 nucleotides long. RefSeq names its product golgi transport 1A (gene GOLT1A). The transcript is spliced from 4 exons. Gene Ontology annotation, cellular component: membrane; endoplasmic reticulum. The record is from RefSeq and is a predicted model, not a curated record. Bases 548 to 967 code for a protein of 139 amino acids. Lineage: Eukaryota; Metazoa; Chordata; Aves; Cuculiformes; Cuculidae. Gene Ontology annotation, biological process: endoplasmic reticulum to Golgi vesicle-mediated transport; retrograde transport, endosome to Golgi.